AUUACGGUCAAUAAGUUUUGAUUUGCGGUUUUAGAUCAAACUCUCUUAAUAAGUAAGAACUACGAAGGAAUACCGGAAUAGGUAACCCAGAAUUGUGAAUGGCGACGGUAGGAGGAUCUAGUAGAGAAGGAACAGCCAAAGCAGCAGUGGCUGAUCAGAUUACACAGUCGAUCCAAUCUACCUCCAAUCUUCUUCAACUUAUGCACCAAUCUUCUCCUUCUCAGGCCCAGUUAGCGAAGCUUCCCAAGAACCUUUUGGCAAAAACAGAUAUGAUCAGAAAUACUGGGCAAGUUCUGCAGCAGCUACCUCUUGUGGUUUCAUCACUUGAUGCAUAUAUGGAUGAUGGAUUACAAUGCAUUCCUCAUUUAAAGACUGUAACCCAACUCCUAACAAACAUGGAAAGCUCCCAGCUCAAGUCUUCUCAUUCUAGCCUUGACGAGUAAGGAAACAGGUGCCAUGAUUAAAGCUUUGAAGGUAGAAAAGGUAACUAAGGAUUUCUUGAUUUUCAAAGAAGAAGAUGAUUGCUUGUUUUGGAAAAGUAAAGUGACGAUUCUUUGGGUUUUAAAAGGGUUAAAGAUAACUUGUGAUGGGAAGAAAGCAAUAAAGGUGUAAGGUGUAACCCCUAAGAUCAUGCAAUAUCAUUUAACAUACCAAGUUCUAUACGUAUAAAAGCAAAACGACAAGAUUCAAAACCUUUGUAAUUAUAUCAGCAAGUUAUUGUUUAAUAGGAACAAAAGAGAGAGACUCAUUACCUUUUUCAACAUCGUCACGUAUGAAAUGAUGACGUACCUCAAUAUGCUUUAUACGAGAAUGUUGGAUUGGAUUAGUUUUAAUACAAAUAACGCUUGUGUUGUCACACAUUAUUGGUAUGCCUUUGAGAUUUAGUCCAAGAUCUCUAAGUUGUGCAAUCCACCGUACUUGUGAGCAACAAGCUCCAGCUGCAAUGUAUUCUACUUUUGCUGUUGAUAGAGGUACUGAAUUUUGCUUCUUAGAGUGCCUAGAGAUCAAUGAUGAUUCUAAGAAUUGACAUGAUUCAAAUGUGCUCUUUCUAUCAACUUCAUAUUCAACAUAAUCAGCAUCCUAAUAACCAACCAACGCAAAAUUGCUACUACUAGGAUACCAGAGGCCAAAGUCUUUAGUCCCAUGUAAAUAUCUAAAUAUUGUUUUGACGGUAGUUAAUUGUGAUUCUUUUAAAUUAGCUUGAAAUCUUACACAUAAGUUUGCACUAAACAUAACAACUAGCCAUUAAAUAUAAUAGAGAAUCAAUCAUACCUCUAUAAGAUGUUUGAUCUACACUCUUACCAUUUAAAUCUUAAUCCAAGCUUAUGGUUGAGCUGAUGAUAGUGUUUGCACUUUUGUUAAAGAUUACUUUGUUAUGUUACUGAUUCUUGAAAAGUUGCUGAUUUUUGAUAUGUUCUUCAAGUUCUUUAUGUUACUAAUUUAUAUGAUGCUCAAAUAUCUUGAUUAAUUAUCGUAUUUGUAUAUGCUUAUUUGAUGACAUGAUUAAGUUAUUUAAUUUAGACAUAUUUGUAUGUUAUUCAAAAAGUUAAUGGUUAUCUAAAAUAACUGGUUACCCUUAUUCUUGAGUUAAUGUUUACCUAAAAUAACAGGUUACCCCUAUUCAUUUAAAAAAGGAAAAGUAAUUGUAUCUUUAACCGAAUAAAUCUUCACUCUCCUGCACUGUUUCUUUUUUCGACCUUGCCUCCAUUCUCUCUGUUCAAUUUAACUCUUUUGCCCAAGUUUGUUAAAGUUGCAAAUGAGUGGAUGUGAUUCUUAACGCGGACGCAACACAAACUCAAUUUUCACAAACUGGAGCCCAAAUUGAAAACUGUUCGCAGGGGACCAAACUUAAGAGAGAAUUUCUAUUCUUGCCCAAAAUUUUCCUUUGUGUUUUAGUUGAUUUUGUUUUUGCUUUGU
Messenger RNA from Amaranthus tricolor (Joseph's coat), 1917 nucleotides. Its product is annotated as tobamovirus multiplication protein 2B. The record is from RefSeq and is a predicted model, not a curated record. The coding region runs from base 99 to 443 and encodes 114 amino acids. Lineage: Eukaryota; Viridiplantae; Streptophyta; Magnoliopsida; Caryophyllales; Amaranthaceae. The transcript is spliced from 5 exons.